GGGGGGGCUGGGCAGGAAGAGGCUGCAGCUGCUGGUGUCCCCAUGUGACUGAGAUCCGCCUCCCACAGCGAUGUCGGCCCAGGUGAAGGAUAAAGAGGCUUUCCAAAGGCUCAGCUUCCUCUACCAGGCAGCUCACUGUGUCCUCGCCCACAACCCCGAGAACCAGGAGCUGGUGCGAUUCUACUGCCACGCGCAGCGCAGCAUCAGCCGCAGGCUCGUCCUGAGACAGGACCCCUCGGUGAAGAGAACCAUCUGCAAAUCCUGCUCCUCCCUCCUGGUCCCUGGAGUCAGCUCCACGGUGCGCCAGAGAAGGCGCCGCGGCCGGCGCUGGUCAGUCGUACGGUGUCUCUGCUGCGGCCAGACCAAGUGCUUCCCAAGCAACCCCGCGUACAAGCUGUGGGCGGAGCAGCCUGAGGCUCUGCUGGAGAACCAGCCCCAAGCUGACCAGAAACCUGCAGCCCCCCAGGAUCCCCCGAAGGAGCCCUCAGCACAGAAGGCCAAAACCCCCAGUGUGACCUCCGGUCUCCAGAGCCGCCCCACCCCGCAGGGGACUACAGAGGCUGGGACCCGGGUGGGGAAAGGGGGCCCAAGCAGGAGGUGA
This is a messenger RNA of Emys orbicularis (European pond turtle), 601 nucleotides long. It is a transcript of the gene RPP21, whose product is annotated as ribonuclease P/MRP subunit p21. The transcript is spliced from 6 exons. The coding region runs from base 71 to 601 and encodes 176 amino acids. The record is from RefSeq and is a predicted model, not a curated record. NCBI's taxonomy places the organism in Eukaryota, Metazoa, Chordata, Testudines, Emydidae. Gene Ontology annotation, biological process: tRNA processing. Gene Ontology annotation, cellular component: nucleolar ribonuclease P complex.